AUGGAAAGAUUUGCAAAAGAGCAUGACUUUCGGGGUACCAGCAAGGUGAUAGAUUUGAACAAACGUACGUUAAAUUGCGCGGGAAUUUGGCCAGAAAAGAUUCACGAGCCGAUUUUCAUUUUUUUCUCUGUUUACUUGGCCACACAUUGUACAAUGGGAGUCAUCUCGAUUACCGACAACAUAUCAGAUAUGAAAUAUGUUCUUGCUUGCUUUGAAGAGAAUUUAUUCAGUAUUAUGGCCCUAUUGAAGAUAUGCAUAUGCAGAAUGAAUAGGAAUGGAUUGGCCGAAAUUUUAAAGGAAGUCAAAGUCGAUCUUAUUCCAGAAAGAUACAAAACCAAUGAGGAAAAGAUUGCUUUUUUAAAUUAUAACAAUUUUAGUUUAAUGAUCGUUAAGAUCACAUUAGGAACAAGCACCACAUCCGCUAUGCUGUAUUUUCUGUCCUUUUUAGCUAUCAACAUUGAAAUGGUCAUUGCAAAUUCAUCUUACGGAUACGUAUUGCCAUACAAAACCCCUCCGCUGAUCGAACCGACAAAUCUGACAAUCUACAUAUUUCUUUGUCUAUAUGAAUUUUUAAUAGUACUAAUUUUAAUCUUCGGUUACGUCGGAACUGAUUGUCUAUUCAUCAGUUUGGUACUCCACGUCAGUGGUGUUUUCUCUGCACUUUCCUGCAAAGUAAAGCACGUCUUGAACAAUCCGGAGAAUCGUAAACGUCGAAUAAAAAAAUUAAUUUUGCGACACAUACGUCUAGUACGAUUAGCUGAUACUUUGGAAAGUAAUUUCAACAUAAUGAUUUUACAACAAUUAGUGGGAAGUACCCUUCAUCUUUCACUUCUUGGUUAUGACUCGCUCGCUUGCAUAGCAACAGGAGAACAAAAAAAGUUAAUCGCUUUUAUCAUAGUUGUAUGUCGUGUUUUAACCACGCUAUUGGCUUAUUGCUAUAUCGGAGAGUGCCUUAUUAAUGAAGUAGGUAAAUUAUCUCAUACCCACGUAAUUAUGUCAUUUUACGCCACUGAUACAAUGAUAUCGUUUCACACACUUUCAAAUAAUGGAUAUAUACACAGCACAUCCUUCGGUGAAUCAAUUUAUCACUGCAAAUGGUACAACAUAUCUCAAGAGGAGAUUAAAUUAAUGCACAUUUGUAUGUUGCGAUCGUCAAAACAAAUGCAACUGACCGUAGGCAAAUUUUUCGUUUUGUCAUUGACUACAUUCACAGAUAUCAAACUAUUCGAGAUCGUGAUCGUUUUUCUACUUCACGAAAGAUACAUCGCGAUCGGUGAUGUAUGGCCAUUGAGAAAUAGUUAA
This is a messenger RNA of Vespa crabro (European hornet), 1302 nucleotides long. RefSeq lists its product as uncharacterized. Lineage: Eukaryota; Metazoa; Arthropoda; Insecta; Hymenoptera; Vespidae. Gene Ontology annotation, cellular component: plasma membrane. Gene Ontology annotation, biological process: detection of chemical stimulus involved in sensory perception of smell; sensory perception of smell. The coding region runs from base 1 to 1302 and encodes 433 amino acids. Gene Ontology annotation, molecular function: odorant binding; olfactory receptor activity. The transcript has 7 exons. The record is from RefSeq and is a predicted model, not a curated record.